UACUGUGGUUACGUAAAAUAUUUUGGUGCUGCCCUAAUGGUCCUUUGGCUGCCUGCCUUUGAAAGGUAUAUUUAAAUGUGUAAGCUUGAAUCUUAUGUUAAGGUUUGUCUGUCUAUGUUAAAUAAUGUGUAUGUUGAAAGGCACUUCAUGAUGGGGUAGAGGAGGAAAAAGGUUUAGUUUUGGCGUGACACUUAAUAUUCUUCCAUAGAGUUCUUGCCUUUUGUAGCCUAAAAAUUCUGCAUUUUCAGUCUAAUAUUUUGCUUUUACUUCUGUGCUGCUUUCUGGAAUGUGCUUAAUUUGUGAUAUUUUCUCCCCCCACCCCCAGCCUUGGUAAGCGCUGGACUUUUCUCCAAGGAGUAGCUUUGCUGAAGCACAAUAGUUUUAUUGUUACCAUUGAUAAAGUGCAUCAUGGGAUUUAUAGUUCCAUCUAGGAAAUGAACCUCUAGAGGAGUUAUGCCAGAAGCCAGUUAAAACUCCGUUGCCGAGGGAGUGGAAGUGUGGCAUGUCAAAAUCUUUCAGCUUUUGCUGGGAGUAUUCUUUUGUUUAAUAUCUGCUCUCUCUGCUGUGCAAAGGUACUUUGAAGAAAAGGAAUUAAAAAAAAAGAAAAAAAAAAAAGGCAGUUUUAACUUAAUUCUAUGUCACUGAAACACUUUGACCAUUCCCUGUGUGUAUACAUGCUGUUACUCUACUUUGUUUUGAAAUGCAGAUGCUUAUUCUGCCCUGAAAAGAGAAUAGCUAUUCUCUUUGUAUGUUAGGGUCAUAAUGUGUGUUAACUAACUCACCUUUCCUGAAAGCUGGAGACUAGUUAAUGAGGCACUCCAGCUUUCAUUAUGGCCUUGCAGGAGAUGGUAUACCACUUACCUAGAAAGAGCAUUUGGGGGUUAAUUGGGAAAGAGUGGCUAUGUUCACCUGUGACACCUUGAAUCUGCAAGUACAGAGCAGUACUUCUGCAUAAAACCAGGACUGAAACAUUGAUUCUCAGUCUAGUUGAAGACAAUAGAUUCAAAAUGGUCAAUGAUCAUGUGGUGCAAGGUCAUGUGUUGCUAGAAGGAACUGAUAAAUAAUCAGAAGAAUCUUUGAGAAUUGUUUACUAAUGUCUUGUGUUCAUUUGUGAAGAAGGCAGUUCAAUGAAUUAACACUUCAUAUAAAGACUGAGUUGUCCUGGUUAGUGCCUUUAUCUGUGUGCUUUUAAGUGAGACUGUCCUCUGCAGGUAUGAGAUUUUGUAAGACAUAGUUAUUCUCCUUUAUGCAGAAAACUUGGUUAGCCUGAGCUGGACUGAAAUGUGAGUAAAGUCGUAUUGGUUGUGCACGGCCUGUUUUUUGGUAGUGGGGGAUCAGAGAGGUGGCUUCUAUGAGAAGCUGCUAGAAGUUUCCAUCAUGUCCAGCAGAGCCAACCCCUGAUGGGUCUGAAGAUGGACACGUUGCUGGCUGAAGCUGGGCCAGUUAGAGAUGAUGGUAAUGCCUCUGUGAUAACAUAUUUAAGAGGAGAAUCAAAACAAAGUAGGGGCACAAUGUUUUUAUAUCCAGAGAAGAGGAGGCGGUGAGAACACAUGAGGGAAACAACAUAGAAACACCCAGGUCAGUAAAGAAGGAGGGCAAGGAGGUGCUUCAGGUGCUGGAGCUGAGAUUCCUCUGCAGGCUGUGGUGAAGACCAUGGUGAAGCAGCUGUCCCCCUGCAGCCCAUGGGGAUCCACAGGGGAUGCAGACAUCCACUCACACUCCAUGGGGAAGGUCCUUAUGCUGGAGCAGAUGGGUGCCUGGAGGAGGCUGUGAUCCAGUGGGAGACCCGGUGGAGAGAGGGACUGGAGCAGCCUGUCCUUGGAGAACUGCACCCUGUGGAACAGUGCCCUAGGCUGCAGCAGUUUUGAGAGGACUGUUUGCCUGUGGAGGGACUCACAUUGCAGUGAUUUUGGGAAUAUUGCUGCUCAUGAGAUUGGAACCACAUUGGAGAAUUUCAUGGAGAACUGUCUCCUGUGGGAAAAGACCCCAAGGUCUCACAGGGGAAGGACUUCUCUCCCUGAGCAGUGGAAGAAGAUCUGGGGUGACAAACUGACCAAAACCUCCACCCCCUGUCUCUGUGUGCUGUCGGUGGGAAGGAGGGAGGCAUUGGAGGGAGAAAAGUGUUUAUAAGGGCUUAUUUUACUUCUCAUUAUCCUCCUCUGAUUUUGUUAGUAAUAAAUUUACUUUGUACCUUUAAGUUGAGCCAUUUUGCCCUUGGAGUGUCUUCUCCCAGACCUUAUCGCAGCUCAUGAACCCUUUGUUAAUAUUUUUCUCUCCUCUGCCCAGCUGUAGCAGGGGAGGGUGAGUGAGCCGCUUUCAUGGGUGCCUGAUGCUAGGCCAGUGUCAAACCAUGACAGUAUUCCGGGCUCACAGCAGUUCAUCUGGAGAGUUGGCUCGUGGGCAAACUGAGCCUCAAGAAACAACUUCAAGGUCUCACACCUUCAAAAAUAAGUCUUCUAAGAAAUCCAGUAUCUGUGGAAUCUGCAAACAAGUAAUUAAUAGCCAAGGAAUUUCCUGCAGAGUUUGCAAGUAUGCCUGCUACAGGAAACGUGAAGAAAAGGCUAAUAACUCUAAGGUGGUUAAAACUCAUGUAACCAGAAGUAAUUCCAGCAGUGCUUUGAAGAACUUCUCUUUCAGUUGUGACAAAGUAUCACGAAGUGCAGACUUUGAUCACAUUAUGGAGGAAGGCUAUGAACUUGACCUCACUUACAUCACAGAGCGGAUUAUAGCUGUGUCCUUCCCUGCUGGCUGUUCUGAGGAAACCUACCUCCACAAUCUACAAGAAGUAACACAAAUGCUCAAAUCCAAACAUGGUGAUAAUUACUUGGUGUUAAACCUCUCUGAAAAGAGGUAUGACCUUGCCAAGCUUAACCCAAAGAUUAUGGAUGUGGGGUGGCCUGAUCUCCAUGCUCCACUUCUGGAUAAGGUGUGCACCAUCUGCAAGGCUAUGGAGUCCUGGCUGGACAAUGACCCUCAACAUGUGGUGGUGAUCCAUUGCAGAGGAGGAAAAGGAAGGAUAGGUGUAGUCAUAUCAUCGUAUAUGCACUUUACCAAUGUUUCUGCAAGUGCUGAUCAGGCUCUAGACAGAUUUGCUAUGAAGAAAUUCUUUGAUGAUAAAGUUUCAGCUUUAAUGCAGCCAUCCCAAAGAAGAUAUGUACAGUUCUUAAGUGGCCUUCUAUCUGGAUCUGUGAAAAUGAAUGCAACCCCUCUUUUCCUGCACUAUGUUAUCCUUCAUAACAUCCCAAACUUAGAUGCUGGGGGAGCUUGUCGGGCUUUUCUGAAGUUAUACCAGGCUAUGCAACCAGUUUAUACAUCUGGAAUAUAUAGCAUAGGGUCAGAAAACCAAAGUCGAAUCUGCAUUGCUAUAGACCCUGCCCAGCUUUUGAAGGGAGAUGUUAUGAUGAAGUGUUAUCACAAAAAAUACAGGUCAGCUACUCGUGAUGUGAUUUUUCGCCUUCAGUUUCACACUGGAGCUAUUCAAGGACAUGGCUUGGUGUUUGGCAAAGAUGAUUUGGAUAACGCCAACAAAGAUGACCGUUUCCCUGAUUACAGCAAGGUGGAAUUAGUGUUUUCAGGAACUCCAGAGAAAAUUCAAGGAUGUGAACACUUUCAGAAUGAUCAUGGAGUAAUUGUUGAUUACAAUACAUCAGACCCACUAAUACGCUGGGAUUCCUAUGAAAAUAUGAGCCCUGAUGGGGAAGUGCUGCAUACCCAAGGUCCCAUUGAUGGCAGUCUGUAUGCAAAAGUGAGAAAGAAGAGCUCUUCAGACAGCAACAUCCCUGGUGUUGCUCAGAGUGUUCAUGUUACAGGCAAUCCUGAUCACAGUGAUUAUACUUUGUCUGUCAGUAGUGAUUCCGGACACUCCACAGCUUCCAUCAGAACAGACAAGACUGAGGAACGCCUUGUCCCAGGAGUUAAACGGGGUCUGAGCCAACAAGAGAAGGCAGAACUGGACCAGCUACUUAGUGGCUUUGGUCUAGACGAUUCUGUCAGCACCACCAAGGAUAUGACUGAUGGUCAAAGCAAGUACAGUGCUACUCAACUCAUAGUGCCAGCUCAAGUUCACAUGGUUGAAGUCACCAAAAUGAAGGACAGGGAGACUGAUAUUCUGGAUGACGAAAUGCCUAAUCAUGACCUUCACAGUGUGGACAGCAUUGGGACUUUGUCUUCCUCAGAAGGGCAUCGCUCCAUCCACCUAGGGAACUUCAGUUGCCACAAGAGCAGUCAGAACUCACUUCUUUCAGACUGCUUUGGAAGUAAUGCUGGAGAAGAGCAUCACAGUGCUUUUGCUGCAGACCUGGGAAUUGGUGUGGAUUCCCUCUAUGAGAGAUCAUUUGGAAGCACUGAGCCAAAGUCAACUGAGCAAUUGCAGCAGAAUCCUUCUGUCUCAUGCCAUCCACAAACCUAUGGCCCAAGGUACUCUACUCAGACCUGGGUACACCAGCAGCAGAUGGUCACUGCUCACCAAUAUGGUUUUGCCCCAGAGAAUGAAAUUAGGAUUGGCAUUCAUAACACUGUGGAGAAUUUGGGCAGUGUCCAGAGCCAGUCCCAAGUCCCAGAUGCCUCAACAUGUGGCUCUAGCUGCAGAGAUGCUGUGCAGAGAGGACUAGGAAGCAUGCUGGGUGCUGCAGAAGCUGAAGAGCGUGCAAGUGCUGACAGUUUUAAGUCAAGGCCAAUGCCUCAGAGGCACACAGAUGGCCUGGAUGUAGGACGAAACGCUGGGGACUUGCCAGCUUCUCCAACUUUGGAUAUUGAUCAGUCCAUUGAACAAUUGAACAGGCUGAUUUUGGAGUUAGACCCUACAUUUGAACCUAUCCCAACCCGCAUUAACACUCUCACCAGUGACAGAAAUAGAUUAGAUGGCUUCAACAGCCUUGACGCACAUGUGGAAGAGCUUAAUAGUAUUUCUGGCUUCCAUGACACAAGCAUGACCUUCCAUGAGGUCACAAGCAGGAAUCCCUCUGGGCAUGCAACAGGUAUGCAAGAUGAUGAUGCAACAGGGAAAAGGCUCAGAAAGUUAAGUGUUGGGCAGUAUGGCAAUGAUGUUCCUGGGGAGCCAUCUUACAACAGGUGUGGAUGGAUGAAGUCUCCUGCUAUUCACCAGGCUGUAAUUCCAGGAUCACAGGUUGCUGGAGGGAAAACCAAGGAGAUGAUCGCUGUACAUUACCAAGAUGAAAUAGAUGGGGGAAUCUUCUCCACAAUAAAAAAUGGAAAUGAAGCUGUCACAUUCACAUCAGCUUUUCCUCUAUCACCAGAGAUGACAUAUGUGAUAGCACCUCCACUAAGUCAUCAGCAGAUUCUCUCCAGCCAAAAGGUCAGCAGCCCAUCUGAGCUGUACAGAACAAUUUCUGAAUCUCAAAGUUACACAGAAGCCAUUAACCUCUCUAUGAUGAUGUCUGACAGCACUGUGGGCACUAAUUCGUCUUUGCUGAGAGCCAACAUGCAGACUGAUCCCUCCUUUCAGCAAUGCUUUGCAUCUUCAUGUACUGUUGCAAGUAGCAGUCCUAUUCCAGGGGCAGAAAGUAAGAAUUUGGAAAUACGUCUGGUUGGAGUGUCAGAAUGUCACUCUUCUGCAGCAGAAUGUCCUUGGCUUGAAAGCAGCUCUAAAACUUCCCUGUCAACCCAGUAUUCAAUGGGAAACACCAGGCAGCCAGGAGAUUACCUUGUGCCCUCUGAAUUUUCAAGUGCUGUUCAGGAUGUCUCUCUCCUGUCUCAUUUCCAAACUCCAGGACUGCAAGUUGUCACUCUGAGCAACCUGGAGAGCUCACCAGCAGAGCCACGCCAAGAACAUGUUAGCAGCAGCAGUACCCAUGCUUACCUGAGCUAUAGCAGUACCAGGGACAGUAGCUCCCCCCGAGAGGAGACACAUGCUGCUUGCAAAGCCAGUGCUAGCACAUCUAAAACCCUGACCUUGUCAGUGGCAAGGGCUGAUGACAAUGACUUUUUUACACAAAACUUUCUUACAGUGGCCUCUGGACACAACAGCCAAAACAGUGCAGUUCUGCAUCACCAUGGAGGGAACUUACAGGCUCAACCUCCUCUUCCAGAGAAGAAGAGGUCCUCUGAAGGAGAACAUUCCUUUGCCUCUGUGUCACCUUCUUCAAGUGGCUUCUCUAGCCCUCACAGUGGAAGCACAAUCAGCAUUCCCUUUCCAAAUGUCCUCCCAGAUUUCUCAAAAAUGUUAAGCCCUUCCCCAGUGCCAGAAAACACAGCUGAUAAGUAUGUGACCGUAAAAUUUGUUCAGGACACAUCCAAGUUCUGGUAUAAGCCAGAUAUUUCAAGAGAACAAGCCAUUGCUGUUCUCAAGGAAAAGGAACCUGGGUCUUUCAUUGUUCGGGACAGUCAUUCUUUCCGGGGAGCCUAUGGGCUAGCAAUGAAAGUUGCCACACCACCUCCUUCUGUGCUACAGUUAAAGAAAGUUGGAGAUUUGUCAAAUGAACUUGUAAGGCAUUUUCUGAUUGAAUGUACUCAGAAGGGGGUACGCUUGAAAGGAUGCCCAAAUGAACCAUAUUUUGGGUGUUUGACAGCUCUAGUGUAUCAACAUUCCAUCACUCCACUGGCAUUGCCCUGCAAGCUUCUCAUCCCAGACAGAGAUCCCUUGGAGGAGAUAGCAGAAACUUCUCCACAAACUGCUGCAAAUUCAGCUGCAGAGCUUCUCAAACAGGGUGCAGCUUGUAAUGUUUGGUACCUGAACUCAGUGGAGAUGGAGUCUCUCACAGGCUACCAGGCAGUACAGAAAGCCUUGAGCCUGACACUGAUGCAGGAUCCUUCUCCUGUCUCAACUGUUGUCCAUUUCAAGGUGUCUGCUCAGGGAAUCACACUGACAGAUAAUCAAAGAAAACUCUUUUUUCGGCGACAUUAUUCAGUCAGCACUGUUAUUUUCUGUUCUUUGGAUCCACAGGACAGAAAAGUGUUUGGGUUCAUUGCCAGGAAGCAAGGCAGUGCCACAGACAACGUGUGCCACCUCUUUGCAGAGCAUGAUCCAGAACAACCUGCCAGUGCCAUUGUAAACUUUGUAUCAAAGGUCAUGAUUGGAUCCCAGAAGAAGAUCUGAUGCCUUUCCAUCCUUGAAUCAGAGCUCUUCGCUGAAUUCACCGAAGGAAAUCACUGUGAGAGGGAGAAAGGCUAUUCAGCAACAGUGUUUGAAUAUUAUCAUUCCCAAUAAGAAAAGCAGAGGAUGAUCUGUGUAUUGUGUUUGUGAGAGUUCAGGGUUUUAUUUCAAGAUGCCUCACAAAGCAUUACUUCUUCAUUUUUAUAUCAGAGGACAAAACAAAAGAAGAUGGGUGCCACCCAAAACCACGUAGUCCGUACCUGAAUGAAGCAUAACUGAAAAACUUUGCUCCUGAUGGGUUUCUAAUAUAUCUUCACAUGCUGUUUCUUACAAUUUAUUGGAGCAGAAAUACUUACUAGAUUGCGCUACUUUUUUGUUCAGAAAGUGUUUCGUAAAACCUCCACAAAGGCACAUGCCAUAGUUGCAUCAAGGUAGUUACAGACCUUGCAAUCAUGCUUUUAGGAGAAUGAUCAUCUGGGGUAAACGAUUUACUCUUUCCCUGUAUCUUUGUGAUCAGUGAUGAGAACUGAAUGGAGAAAGUGGAAGAUGUAUGUGAAGAGAAGGUUUGUGCAAGUUGUUUUCUGUUAAGAAAGGAGUGGCAGUGUGGAAUAUUCAGGAAGAUUGCUCUGUAUUUAGUGUUAAGAAAGCUGAGCUGUUUUAGUCAGAAAAUUUUUCAAUAGAGCAGAAGUGGCGGAACAAAAAAAUAAGUGUGAAAAUCUGUUCUAUAAUUAGGGGGUUUUGUAUUUGUUUUUUAAAAAAAGAGAGCUAAGCAGAGAAGAUUAAGCAUUUUAGUAAUUACAGGAUAAAAUGAGGGAAAAGCAAAGAAGAUGAUGGUAUAAUUUAUGCAUUUUUACCUGUGACAGAUUAUUCUAGGAGCUCUUCUCCUUUUAUCAUAUGUGAGAACAAGUUUUCUUUUAAGAUUCUUUUGGUGUACAAAGAUUCCAGUUGCCUAAUUUCAUCAUCCUUGGAGCCCAGAGAAUUUCAUCAGCUGACAUCUCAAGUGGAUUUAAGUCUCAAUUAGAUUUUAAUCUGAUGUGAUGUAAGCAUUGAAAUGAGGAUUUUUUAACUAUAUUUUUUCACUUCUGUAGAUAGUAAAUUUUAGUGUGUCUUCUUAGACACUAAAUGUUGGCCUUUGGGCUGAAAAUAAAAUGUCCUUUUUUUCCUAUGUAUUGUCAUUUCCAUUCAGGACCUUAUUUUUUAUUCCUUGUGCUUUCUCAAGGUCUGCCAAAUUCACAAGCAUGAGGGAUUGCAUGCUGACACUCCUGAUGGUAUUUUCUGGGAGUUUAGCUCUACUUGCCAAGUGGGAGAAAAGAAGUUACCCUGUUUCUAAGGGAGAAAUUUUCUAUUGUGCAUUCCUUUGGAUGGUAUAUUGCCAUGUGCAUUUGCUUUUUAAUGAAUUAAAAAAUGCACAAAGCAAGAUAGUUCAGUAUGUACCAUUAUGUAGUAUGUGUAGAAAAAUAUUCAUGGAACUUUAUAUGUUCAUGGCAAAAACAAGAUUAAUCUUUAUAUAGCACUUUCUUUCAAGAUUUUUGGUAGAUGUCUGAAUGCAAUUUCAUAACUAAUGGCAGCAAGUUGACACAUAUCUUUAGCCAGACUCCUGUUAAGGUGGUUAGUAAAUAUGCUAUUAUAAUCAUACAGUGUUAAACUACAAAAAUGCUAAAAGCCAAGUUUUUAAUUAAAUCGUUUCACAGUAUCCAACAGUAUGUUUAAAUAUUUGAUGUUUCUUUCUUGGUUUUUCCUACUAGUGAAAAUUUUCACUUUUUUCUUCAAACUAUAAAGAAGUAUCUAAAGGUCUUCAGUAUAUAAAUGAAUGUUCUAUAAAUUCCUUGUAUAGUCAUUUUCUCUGCUCUUCAGAUACCGCCUCUUUCAGAUUACAAUAAAAUUACAAAUGUGAAAUGCCA
Molecule: messenger RNA, 8952 nt
Organism: Prinia subflava (tawny-flanked prinia)
Lineage: Eukaryota; Metazoa; Chordata; Aves; Passeriformes; Cisticolidae
Gene: TNS3
Product: tensin 3
Exons: 32
Coding region: 2330-7054 (1574 amino acids)
Biological process (GO): dephosphorylation
Cellular component (GO): focal adhesion
Molecular function (GO): protein binding
Source: RefSeq, a predicted model, not a curated record